AUGAAAGCAACUAAGAUCAUUAUUCGAAGAUUCAGUGCUUCAGUUCGAAUACGACAAAAGUCGGAACCAGUUCGUAACCGACUAGAAGCGGCGGUAGCCAAUUUCAUCUCAAAAGUUCAGAAAAGCCAAUCCAAAAGCUCAGGAUCUAUUCUCAGUGCCAUAGAUCUCCUCAUAGACAAACACAACGAGACUCUCGCUGCACACUUCGGCAUUCCUCAUGAAACCAACGACUACUUAAAGGUGAAACAGCAGAUAUGGGACAAACUUUCUGUAGGGGACAUUUCCCUAGCCCAAGAUCAGGAAUCUGUAGAAGCACAGCGAAGUAACUUGUUGAAUCUGCACUCACUUAGAUUGUCAAGCUCAUCCAGUACAUCACUCUCUAAAUUUGUAAAAUGUUUAUACCCGUUGCAUAAAUCGACAUCUCCAAGUCUCAGCUCCAGCAACAGUAACAAAGUGCUUGAUAUACCUUCAAGUUUGGGUAAGUAUGAGUUAAUAAACCAUAACCAGCUCCACAGAACCUUUUAUGAAUUGCCGUCCCCGCAGCCUUUCUACCUUAGCCCCCAGCAUUUGAAUGACUUUUUGCAUCGGUUUCUAUUCAAUAAGCGUGACUUCAUCAAGUCAAACAUCGUAUCAUUAUCCAAUUUGAACCAUUUUGCACCCUAUCGUUUCUUUGAAUACUACAACCAGAUGCUUUUUAAGAGACAAGAAUACGUAUCUAUGGUCACAAAAAUCUUGCAAGAUCUUCAAACAUAUGGAUUUGAGACUUCACUCACCGAACAGAAUCAAAUUAUCUUCUAUACUUUCUUCAAAGACAAAGCUCCUAUAGUACAUAAAAUCAAUGAAGCUGUGGGGAAACUCAAGGAACUAGGAAUGUCAGUAACACAGGAUGCUUACCCAACGUUUGAUCUUGACACUUAUAACCAAUUAAAAGAGUCCAUGAUUGCCAAGUAUGGUAAAUUGCAUAUCAGCAGCUUGAACAUAUUCUUGCUACAUGCGAUUAGACACAGCCAAGAGCUGGUAAUUGUAGAUGUGCUACAACAAAUUGGUUUUGCUGAACUUGUUGGUGGCAACAGCCUUAGUGAGAGAUUAUCGACACCUGAUGAAACUACUUUCGCACUAUUAUUCGAGUACUUUUCAUCUUCAAGCUAUGCAUCGAGUAAAGGAUUAUCGCUGUUUGUAGAAGUGUUUGAGAAAGCAGUUGCGGACAAGUCGUUAGUUUUUGAUGUCAAACUUAUCAAUGUAUUGCUUAAGUGUUUAUGUGAGAAUGAAGAGUUGAAUUUUGCAGAAAACAUCGUCUCUAAACUUUUUUUGCAAGAAGUUCCUAAAUUACAAGUUGACGAAUCGGAAGCUGUUGUACUCAAACAAAUGAGUCCAAGAGAUAAGUUGGCUUACAAGAAAUUGGAAUUGAUUUAUAAUAAUAUCAGAAAAGUGACGAACGAUUUUGAGAUUUCAUAUACCAUUUUACCAACUGAAAGUACCUUUAAGCCUUUGAUUUCGAGCUACUGUCUUCCAUUGUCAAAUACAAAGAAUAGCUUUCGCAAGGUAAAUUACUUAACUAAUUUCAUGGAAACAUACUACAAGUUGCCCAUAACUACUAGAACAUUCAAGUUAAUAUUUCUGAAGUUUGAGGCAUCUAAGGAAGAAGGAUGGGAGUUGUUUGACCUUAUAAAUAUCACAAGCAAGUUGAUUUCAUUGCAUGACUAUUCUUAUAACUUAAGUGAGGAUACUUCUUUGUUCGGCACUGAUGGUCAGUUUUCCAAGUUAGAUAGGAUCGAGAAAUCGUCACAAUUGACAAACUUCAUUAAUAAUCAUUUGGUGAAGCAGAUUGAUCUCAAUAUUCCAAUAGCACAAGGCAGCUUUGUUAAACUUAAUGAUAGCCUUAUUACUUCUGUGUAUCAUGCAUUUAUGGAAACGAUAAAGCGAAGUGCUCCAAACAACAAGGAGGGGGCCGAUGAAUUAGUAAGACGCAUUCAAAGGCAGUAUGACAGUCUUCGAGAAAGGAUAAAUAAGUCCAGAGGUCCAGUGGACCAAGAGGGCUUUACCACAACUACACGAGAUAUUUACGCAUUAGAUGAACUUAACUACAUCAAGAAGGCAUUCUUAAUAGACUUGAUUGAUGUAGUUGGCUGA
This is a messenger RNA of Scheffersomyces stipitis CBS 6054, 2130 nucleotides long. RefSeq lists its product as uncharacterized. The record is from RefSeq and is a predicted model, not a curated record. The transcript has a single exon. NCBI's taxonomy places the organism in Eukaryota, Fungi, Ascomycota, Pichiomycetes, Serinales, Debaryomycetaceae. The coding region runs from base 1 to 2130 and encodes 709 amino acids.